Molecule: messenger RNA, 717 nt
Organism: Chanos chanos (milkfish)
Lineage: Eukaryota; Metazoa; Chordata; Actinopteri; Gonorynchiformes; Chanidae
Product: zinc finger CCHC domain-containing protein 24-like
Exons: 4
Coding region: 1-717 (238 amino acids)
Molecular function (GO): zinc ion binding; nucleic acid binding
Source: RefSeq, a predicted model, not a curated record
AUGAGCUUGAUGUCUGCCAUAGACACCAGCGCCUCCGUUUAUCAACCAGCCCAGCUUUUGAACUGGGUUUAUCUUUCCUUACAAGAAACUCACAACACCAGCGCUUUCGAGGCGUUUAGACCCGAGUCCAACUCGUCCCAGUCGGAUCUGAAUUACAACAAGUCAACCGCUGCCGAUGUGAAUUCGCCACUCAACUCCAACUAUCUCAACAACUUUUUGCAGCAGCAAAGGAAUGAGGCCCUGACUAAUGGCUUGUAUAAAGGUUCCCCUCCUUAUGGAUCCCUCAACAACAUAGUGGAGGGGUUAAACUCUCUAACAGACCACUUCUCUGACCUGUCGCUGUCAUCUGAGCCACGCAAGCCCAGCAAGAGACCCCCACCCAACUAUCUGUGUCACCUCUGCUUUAACAAAGGACACUACAUUAAAGACUGCCCUCAGGCUCGGCCUAAAGGAGAGGGGCUGACACCUUACCAGGGGAAGAAAAGGUGCUUUGGAGAAUACAAAUGUCCCAAAUGCAAGAGAAAAUGGAUGAGUGGCAACUCGUGGGCGAAUAUGGGACAGGAAUGCAUCAAAUGCCACAUCAACGUUUACCCCCACAAACAGAGGCCUUUGGAAAAACCGGACGGGCUGGACGUUUCGGACCAGAGUAAGGAGCAUCCGCAGCAUCUGUGUGAGAAAUGCAAGGUCCUGGGAUAUUACUGCAGGAGAGUGCAGUGA